Molecule: messenger RNA, 771 nt
Organism: Vicia villosa (hairy vetch)
Lineage: Eukaryota; Viridiplantae; Streptophyta; Magnoliopsida; Fabales; Fabaceae
Exons: 1
Coding region: 1-771 (256 amino acids)
Source: RefSeq, a predicted model, not a curated record
AUGCCUACUAAUGUUAUUGUAUGUUUAUUGUUCUCUCAUUUAGUUGUUGCUGCUACCGCUCCCAACUUUGUUGCUCAAAUUAACUCCAUCCCUAUGCUGAAUGGGAUGAACUUCAAGUCUUGGAAAGAAUUCGUUGAGAUUGUUCUUGGAUGCAUGGACUUGGAUUUAUCCUUGAGGGAAGAACGCCCGAUCGCCACUGAUGAGAAUCAAAAUGAAGCAAAAAUUGAAAAGUGGGACCGAUCCAACCGAAUGUGCCUCAUGAUGAUCAAAAUAUCCAUACCUGAAGUUAUUAGGGGCUCAAUUACUGAAAGUGAGAGCGCUAAGAAGUUCCUUGAAACCAUCGAACAUUUUUUUGCUAAAAAUGACAAGGUUGAGACAAGCACUACUUUGUCGAAACUGAUUUCAAUGAGUUACAGAGGUAAAGGGAACAUACGAGAGUAUAUCAUGGAAAUGUCUCAUCUUGCUUCAAAACUUAAGGCAUUGAAGUUAGAACUUCCUGAGGACUUAAUUGUGCACUUAGUUUUGAUAUCUCUUCCUGCACACUUUGGGCAAUUCAAAGUGAGCUACAACACUCAGAAGGACAAAUGGUCCCUUAAUGAGCUGAUAUCUCAUUGUGUACAUGAGGAAGAUAGGCUGAAGAAAGAUAAGAUUGAAAGUGCUCAUCAUUUGGCUACUAGCUCUCAAUUCAAAAGGAAAAGAACUGCAUGGAAUACUUCUCAAAACAAGAAGGCAAAGGAACAACCUAAGGAGUCCACUUGCUUCUUUUGCUAG